Messenger RNA from Drosophila willistoni, 2683 nucleotides. RefSeq lists its product as uncharacterized. NCBI's taxonomy places the organism in Eukaryota, Metazoa, Arthropoda, Insecta, Diptera, Drosophilidae. The coding region runs from base 213 to 1469 and encodes 418 amino acids. The transcript has 10 exons. The record is from RefSeq and is a predicted model, not a curated record.
AACAUAACUCUCGAGCCGUAAAGUUGUUGCAAACGUGUCAAGCGGAAAGUCAUUCAAAGUUUCCUCUCGAUAUUUCGCGUUUUACUUGAGUUUCAAUUCGAAUCAUUUGUGUUUUCGUGCAGUUGGGGCCAUAUUAGUAAAAGGACCCACUGAAGCGAAACAAAAGACUGUGGCAACAAACCAACUUACCGCUUGCUGCAUAUCUUAAAGCCAUGUUACCACAAAGGAGAAAUAAACAACUACAACAAACAGAACAGUGGAUAAUGUUGCUGUUUACUUGGCCUCUGCUGUUGCUGCUGUUCACACAAGAGGUUGCCACACAGGAACCACCAGCUGGGCCAGUUGAGUUUGCUCCUCAUGUGACGGCCACAUGCAAAGCUGGCACCAUGAACAUCAAAGUAAAGUUCAGCUCCGGCUAUACGGGAGCUGUCCAUGCCCGGGAUUAUCGGACUCCUGCCUGUAUGGCCAUGGGCGAUGGCAGUGAUUCGGUUGGCUUUAGCCUCAACCUCUGGGCCAAACAAGGAGCCACGGACUACUGUGGCAUUCUGGUCAGCAACGUGAGUGGAAGCAAUCGCACCGAGGAGCGUUCCAUUCAGCUUGCAGUGCGUGUGCACAAGACUCUCGAAUUGGCGGAUGAUAAAUUUUAUGUGAUUACCUGUGGCAAAUCGGGCUUUACGCGCGAUGACAACGCCCAUGUUGUACUUAAGUUUCUGGAGAAUGAUCAUCGAGUGCGUGAGACAGUCUAUGGUCAUGAGUACAAGAUACGCGCCGAGUUCUCAAAGCCAAAUGAUACCUAUGGCUUACGUGUGGGCAAUUGCUUUGCCUUUGACAGGAAGAAUCUCACCCUCAAGUUGACAGAUGAUCGAGGCUGCCCUUAUGAUCGUAAUUUAAUAAGCCGAUUUGUACCCACUGCCGAUGGUCGAGCUGCUGAAGCUACACUUGCCACUAUGUUCAAGUUUCCUGAGGGCUCGGAAGUUCAUCUUCAGUGCGAUGUCAUACAAUGCUAUGGACGUUGUGUGGAAUUCGAUGAUUGUAAUGAUGUGGCUCUGGCCGGUUUCACCAAGGGCGGCAAUGGCAAUGGACCUCGCAAACUUGGACCCAACGAAGAGGGUUCCAGUCUAGCUGGAACUACUGUAUUUGUUCUAGAUCCUGCCGAGGCGCGUUUGCUCUCAUCGAAUUGCGAGGAGGGUAUACGUCCCAGUUGGUUGCUUUGGCUGGCCAUUACCUUGGGUGUUCUAUUCCUGAUAAUGUUGCUCAUGAAUAUAUUCCUUUGCACGGCCAUGAGCUGCAGUUGUGCUAAUACAGAGAUCAUUGAGAAAGAGCCAUCGAUAAUUGAGGAAUACGAUCCAUAUCGUAGCUGGCAUGGCAGUCAGUAUGGCUCACGAUAUUCGCUGCAUGGACGGGAUGCGCACAAGGGCUAUACCAGUGGCGGUUCCACAAUACACUCAAAUAGGUCUGAUAGAUAUUAAUUAAGUCUGCCUGCAAAACAAAAAACAAACACCAAACACACAAAACACACACUCUAUACAACACUUCGAUAUGCAAAUGCUGCCGCUGUUCUGUUCUUCCAACAAAAAACAAUAAAACUACAAACAAAAAAGUAUUUCUGGUAAACACAAACACUUACACACACACACACACUAAGCAUGCCUUAAAGGACAUAUUCCUGUAUCUAUGUAUUUGCCGUAUCUCCUGUUAACUGGAAAACAAAACAACAAAACAAAAUAUUGUAUUCACAAGAAAUUUUUUAAGAGAAUGUUAUACCAUUUCGUGCCUAGUAUUGCUGUAACUGUAAUUAACCGUUAUUAAUUCUGCAUUUUAUUUAAUGAUAGUAACUAACUUUCUUAGUACUGCUAGACCUUCUUCACUCCAUCCCUCCAACAAAUACAAAAGCCACAACAAAUCAAAACUAACUGACAAUAUUUCCAAAUAUUUAUAGUAACCAUGCUAACUUUAAUCUCUAUUAGAACUCUUCAUUCAAUCCAAUAUUAUUAUUAUGAUUUUGACAUUCCAUUGUAUUAUUAAAUCCCAACUUAUCAUCCAACAUACUACUCCGAAGGUCUAUGCCAAUCGAUAACGAUAACGAUUACGCAAUUGUACAUUCGCGACCCGGCUCUAGACAUUCCCAUUCCACGUUACACGGACAGCGCGCCAAUCGUGGACCGCCCAGUAAUAUCUGAUUGUUAAACAAACACAAACGAAAUCACUAAUCCUUAAUGAGAAAAACAAACAAUUACAUAAUUUUCAAUAAGUUAUUGCAUAAGUCUUUCUCUUUCCACAUUAAAUACUAAGUCUCAAAUGUAUAUAACUAAAACGUUUAAUGCUCUCCUCCUUCUUCAGUUUUUUUCCAAAUUGUCUAGGCUUAAUACAAAAAAAUUAUGAUCACAUUGUAAAAUACUAAAAACUACAACUAAUUAAAUACGAAAAAAAACAAAAAGAAACAAAAACAAAGAGAAAAUUAAGUAAAUUACUAAACAAUUCAAUUUUUGAAAUCUAUUUAACAUAAGUCAUUAGUCUCUCAUAAGUGCAAACGAAUGUGUAUUAGCGAAAUGUUUCAAUUAUUUGUAAAAACGAAAUUAAAAGCAAAUCCCAACAAAAUUAAAUUAAACAUUAAAAUGUAUUUCGUAUUACAAAAUAGUGUAAAAUCAUAAGCAGACAUUUGGCGUAUUGCGUUAAACGUAUA